Messenger RNA from Diabrotica virgifera virgifera (western corn rootworm), 1951 nucleotides. Its product is annotated as ankyrin repeat domain-containing protein 39. The transcript has 3 exons. NCBI's taxonomy places the organism in Eukaryota, Metazoa, Arthropoda, Insecta, Coleoptera, Chrysomelidae. The record is from RefSeq and is a predicted model, not a curated record. Gene Ontology annotation, molecular function: protein binding. The coding region runs from base 1355 to 1846 and encodes 163 amino acids.
AUUUUCGAUUUCAAGGAAUUCUGCCAUAUUUAUGUUUGAGUUAUUCAGUUAUAAACAGGACACAAAAUUCACUGUUUAUCUUCAAUCGUAAUCUCUUUCUUAAAAACAGUGUCAGUAGACACCAGGCGAGGUCUCAAGGAGGGGGCAAUUGACUCCAUUGACCCCCCCCCUUGGAUCCGCGCCUGGGAUAUAGAAGGUGUAAUGUAAACCAUUUUAAAUACAUGGGCAGCUCGUUAAAUGUAAAUGGUGACUGAUGAUAAGGUAAUAACCAAGGUCGAAAUUAUCACGUAAGGCUUUUAUGACUUGAAACUAGUUUUAUGUAACAGAAAUAUGUUGAUGUAUAUUCGUAAGAAAGUCCUGAAAUGUUAUGUGUAUUCCAUCCUAUUAUGUGGUUGUAAGACAUGAACAUUAAAACUCACAAUGCUUAACACAUUAAAACCAUUCGAAUUGUGGUGCUACCGACGGAUCCUAAAAAUAUCGUGGGCUUCACAAACUUCCAGUGAAUAUGUUCUUAAAAUGAGGAAUGCAGAUAUCUGCUGAUAAACAUCAUAAAGAGGAGAAAAGAGAAAAACAGAAUAGUUCAGUCAUAUAAUUAGAGGACCUAAAUACCAUCUACUUCGUCUUAUAAUACAAGGGAAAGAGAUAUAUCUGCGUAAGAUUAGACAGUGGUGUGGCUCCAUAGUAGAAGAAUUAAUUCGUGCAGCAGCCGCUAGAAAAGGGUUUCAGGAAUUUGUAAACAUUUGUAUACAUACACGGCACCAUAGAGAAAUAACAACAAGUUAUUUGUUGUUAUUUCUCUAUGCACGGCACCUAAAGAAGAAUAUUAUAUCAUGCACAUAUAUCUAUUUGAAACAUACAUUUCAAUUCUUACAUACUUACGGCCGGUUUCACAAAGUAAAGUUAACUUGUGGUUAAGAGAUAACCAGAGGUUCCCCCAUUAUAAUAUAUUGGGGUGACCUCUGGUUAUCUCUUAACUUGACUUUGUAAAACCGGCCGUUAUGGUUAAAUGAAAAAAACCUAACUUAUCAUGUAUCUCAGUAAUUCAACGCCUCACUAUUUGCAAAGUUAGCGUUAUCAGCAAUAACCAAUCAAUAUUUAUCUUUUUUGUUUGCGAAAUACUUAAUAGAUAUCAAAAAAUUCAAUAUACAUAUCAAAUUAAUACUGUUACAUCUACAAUGUUGCCAAAUGGAUACCAGCACGGUUUGAGAAGUAGAGGUGAUGGUAUAGGAAGGAAAUAUAGUAGAACGGUCAGAUUUGUAGGUUUUAUUAGUUAUGCUUUAAGCUAUAGUGCGGCGGCUAGUUUUUUCUGUAGAUACACAUAAUUAUAAAAAGACUGAUAUCUAAAACCCAAAAAAUGUGUGAUCAUAACUGUAAGUGUUCCGCCCAUCCAGUGGCGUCUCAAUCUUUAGACGAAAUGGAUUUCGAAAGGGGUAUUUGGUAUGCAGCUCAGUAUGGUGACCUAGAGAGAGUCAGGAAACUAGCCAACGAGAGGAGAUGUGCAGAUGAGAAAGAUUCAGCGGGUUAUACUGCUCUUCACUACGCAGCACGAAAUGGCCAUCUGACAGUUUGUUUGUUUUUGUUGGACAAUGGUGCAGAUGUUAAUGCUGUUACCAAAGGAGGAGCUACAGCAUUAUGUCGAGCAGCAACUGCAGGCAAAGAAGAUGUGGUAGAUCUCUUACUGUCAAAAAAAGCCGAUCCCUUCAUUCAAGAUUCUGAUGGUAAGACAGCCCUACAUCGAGCGACGGAAAACAAACAUUUUGAAAUUUGCAAAAGACUGUUGAAUGUGGCACCUUCGCUUUGCGAAGUGGCAGAUAAUCGAGGGAAUAAGGCAGCUGUCAGGAACUGAUCAAAAAUACGGCCUAGAUAUUUAUUAAAUCUAUUUUCAAAUCGUUUUAUUCGUUUAUAAUUAUUGUAUCGGUGCACUAAAUUUAUUAAAAAAUUUAGACAGUAA